This is a messenger RNA of Capsella rubella, 3179 nucleotides long. Its product is annotated as probable disease resistance protein At1g61180. NCBI's taxonomy places the organism in Eukaryota, Viridiplantae, Streptophyta, Magnoliopsida, Brassicales, Brassicaceae. The transcript is spliced from 4 exons. Gene Ontology annotation, molecular function: ADP binding; protein binding. The record is from RefSeq and is a predicted model, not a curated record. Bases 263 to 2929 code for a protein of 888 amino acids.
UUCACACUCAAUAAGAUAAGAUGGAUUCGCUUAUAGUGUCUUUGCCACACUUUGACUUUUGUUCUAAUUCCAUGUUCUUCUUGCUUCAUUCCAAACUAAGAAAGCUUCCCUUAAAUGCUGCAGGUGUACCUUUGAAUUGGCGCGUUUUUCGGUAACCAUGGAUUGUUGAGGACAGGAAACUGACACUGAAUGGGAGGACCAAGAUACCAAAAUUCGUAUCUUGCCUUUGUUCUGUCAUCAGUUCAGCUUCAGCUCUAGCUUCAUGGGGAGUUGUUUUUCUAUUCAAGUUACUGUUGAUGGUCAAACGCUGAAUCGUAUCUUUAGAUGCUUAUGUGGUAAAGGUUAUAUCCGAACCCUCAAGAAGAAUCUCAGAGCUCUGCAGAGGGAAAUGGAAGAUCUCAGAGCAAUUGAAGAUGAGGUGCAGAACAAAGUAGCCAGAGAAGAGAGGCUGCAUCAACAAAGGCUUAAAUCUGUCCAGGUAUGGCUUACCCGUGUCGAUAACAUUGAUUCACAAAUCAAAAAUUUGCUUAGUACAAGUUCUGUUCAGCUUCAGAAGUUGUGUCUCUGUGGUUUAUAUUCCAAAACCGUAUGUUCAAGCUACAGUUAUGGGAAAAGGGUAUUCUUGUUGUUGGAAGAGGUUAAACAACUUAUAUCAGAGAGUAAUUUUGAUGUCGUUGCUGAGCCAGCACCGAGAUCUGAAGUGGAGGAGAGGCCUACACAGCCUACGGUUGGUCAGGAAUUAAUACUCAAAAAGGCAUGGAACCACCUUGUUGAAGAUGGAGUCGGAAUCAUGGGUCUGCACGGUAUGGGCGGUGUUGGGAAAACAACACUCUUCAAAAAAAUUCAUAAUAAGUUUGCUGAAAUGGCUGGUAAGUUUGAUGUUGUGAUCUGGGUUGUGGUAUCUCAAGGCGUAAAGACUUCUAAGCUUCAAGAUGAUAUUGCACAAAAGCUACACCUUUGUGACGAGGUGUGGAUGAACAAAAAUGAAGGUGAUAAGGCCGCAGAGAUGCACAGAGUUCUAAAGAAGAAGAGAUUUGUUUUGAUGCUAGAUGACAUAUGGGAGAAAGUGGAUUUAGAAGCCAUUGGAGUUCCGUAUCCUACAAGAGAAAAUGGAUGCAAAGUAGCAUUCACCACCCGUUCUCAAGAAGUAUGUGGGCGGAUGGGGGAUCAUGAACCAAUGCAAGUCAAGUGUUUGGAACGAGAUGAAGCAUGGGAACUGUUUAAAAACAAGGUCGGGGACGAUACAUUAAGAAGAGAUCCCCUCAUUGUGGCACUUGCCAGAAAGGUCGCUGAAAAAUGUCGCGGUCUACCACUUGCGCUCAAUGUCAUUGGUGAGACAAUGGCGUCUAAAACUACGGUACAAGAAUGGGAGAAUGCAGUCGAUGUUUUGGUUAGUUCUGCUGCUGAGUUUUCUGACAUGGAAGAUAAAAUUCUUCCAGUUCUGAAGUACAGCUAUGAUAGCUUGGUGGAUAAACAUAUCAAGUCGUGUUUCCUGUAUUGUGCUUUAUUUCCAGAAGAUAAAACAAUAGAUAAAGAAGAGUUGAUAGACUAUUGGAUAUGUGAGGGAUACAUCGGGGAAUGCCAGGUUAUAAAAAGAUCGAUGAAUAAGGGUUAUGAGAUACUCGGGACCCUUAUCCGUUCAAAUUUACUAACGGAAGUUGGUACACAUGAUGUUGUGAUGCAUGAUGUGGUUCGCGAAAUGGCUCUGUGGAUUACCUCAUGUUUUGGGAAACAGAAAGAGACUUUUAUCGUGCAAGCAAACGUCGGAUUAAUAAAAAUACCUAAAGUAAAGGAUUGGGGAGUUGUGAGAAAGAUGUCAUUAAUGAAUAAUAGCAUUGAAGAGAUAACAUGCAGUUUCAACUGUCCUGAGCUUACCACUUUGUUCCUCCAGUAUAAUAAUUUGAAGAAUCUCUCAGGAGAAUUCCUCCUGUCUAUGCAAAAGCUUGUGGUUUUGGAUCUAUGUGGUAAUUCCAGUUUUAAGAAAUUUCCGGAACAGAUAUCGGGGCUGGUCUCGUUGCAGUUUUUGGACUUGUCACAUACUAGUAUAGUGCAACUGCCUGUUGGCUUCCAAGAGUUGAAAAGGCUAACUCACCUGAAUUUGACUUCUACAAAGAGACUUGGUAGUAUGGUUGGGAUAUCAAAUUUGAGGAGUUUAAAGAUUUUGAAACUACUGAAUUCUAAAGUUCAUGGAGAUGUUAGCUUAUUGAAGGAGCUGCAGUGCUUAGAGCAUCUACAAACACUCACCAUAACGAUAUCUACAGAGUUGGGUUUGGAACAAAUAUUAGGCGAUCAAAGGUUGGCGAACUGCAUAACUAGUCUGGAUAUUAGUGAUUUUCGAAAAAAGCCAUUCGACAUAUCAUUGCUGGUGAGUAUGAAGAAUCUUAAUGAGCUCUGGGUGGUAAGUUGUCAUGUCGCGGAGAUUAAUACAUCUAUGAAGUGCAGAGAAAUGGAGAGGGACUCAUCUGAUUUACAGAACACGACAUGUCCAUGCUUCACCAACCUCUCCAUUGUGCGUAUAAUUAAUUGCCAUAGCAUGAAAGAUCUGACUUGGUUAUUGUUUGCUCCAAAUCUUGUCUACCUAGACGUUACAUUUGCUGGAGAAGUGGAUGAAAUUAUAAACAAAGAGAAAGCAAUCAACUUCACAGGUAUUACUAUUACACCAUUUCAGAACCUACAAGUGUUAUCAUUGACAAAUUUACCUAAGCUGGAGAAUAUCUACUGGAGUCCUCUCCCCUUUCCAUCUUUGAGGCGGAUAAGUGCAAUAGGUUGUUCAAAGCUUCGAAAGCUUCCCUUAAAUGCUACAAGUGUCCCACGCAGUGACGAGUUUUCAAUAGCAAUGCUUCCUCCGAAACAACAAGAUUACCUUGAAUGGGAGGAUGAAGAUACCAAAAAUCGUUUCUUGCCUUCAUUCAGUCAGUGGCGGCGUUAGGUCUAAACAUCUUUUUACUGUGAGUCUGGAUUCGUCACUGGCUAAAAUCAGAAACCACGCUUCUUCUUUUGUUGCUUUCAUUUUCUUUUUGUAGAGGGAGGGUGUUGUCCAUUUGAAUUGUAUUAUUGCUUCUGAUUUACAUUCUGAUCCUUCAGACUACAUCUAGAUGAAAAGUUGUGGUUUUGCUAUAUCAUGCAGAUAUUGAUAAAAAGUAAUGAUUUUGCUAAAUUAUGAACAUCUGAUGUGAAUC